Messenger RNA from Amaranthus tricolor (Joseph's coat), 1632 nucleotides. RefSeq lists its product as uncharacterized. NCBI's taxonomy places the organism in Eukaryota, Viridiplantae, Streptophyta, Magnoliopsida, Caryophyllales, Amaranthaceae. The transcript is spliced from 7 exons. Bases 1 to 1632 code for a protein of 543 amino acids. The record is from RefSeq and is a predicted model, not a curated record.
AUGGCGGCCUUCGAUGGAACGUCCUGCCCAGAGGAACACUUGAUGGCCUAUAAAAAUUUGAUGCUGCUAUUCACCACCAACCCAGCAUUGUGGUGCAAAUUCUUCUCAACUACUCUCACAGGAGUAGCAUUGACAUGGUAUACCUCCCUUCCAAGCGGAAGUAUCCACAAAUUUGCCCAAUUAGAAGGCAAAUUUCUGGGUCACUUCGUAGCAUCCAAAAGGCAAGAGAAAUCAAACUUGCACUUGCUUAGCAUAACACAAUUGGAAGGGGAGCCCAUAUCGUCAUAUUUGAAAAAAUUCCAUGAAGCAGUGCUUGAAACAAACGCGGAGGCCAUGAAGCAGUGUCAAAACUACGUCACGGCCUCCGAGAUAUGUCAGGCACAUGACCCCAAAAAACGGAAGUCAGAAAAGAAAGAUCCAUUAUCCUCCAAUCAUUCCUCAAGAAAUAGAGAAGAACAUUCAUCAAGGAAAGACCGAAAUUACAUGCCGCGUCGUCUUGAACUUCCUUCGGAGAUGGAACCUCCACGAUCCAGACACGUCUAUGUCACAGAAGGAGAAGUCAGGACGCGAAAUUUGCUCGACGGAGGCAACGACCCAAUGUUCAACCUCAACAGAAGAGACAUAUUCUUCGCUAUUCGGGGCGAGUUGCCAACUCUGCCUCCUACCACCACCCCAACCGAUCGUCGCAACUACAAUUUAUGGUGCGACUACCAUAAAGAACAUGGUCAUACCUUGGCUCAAUGUCGCGAACUCAAACGUAUCCUGCAUCAGUUAGCCGACGAGGGAAAGCUAUCAAGGUUCAUCAACCGGAAGGACUACGACGCAAGAGGAGAAGCGGAAAGGAGGCCUUGGAAUCAAAGACACAGAUCCCCCAAGAGAGACGAGGCCAGGCGCGAAAGUUCCAACACACAAGGGACUAUCAAUAUGAUUCUUGGAGGUUACACUGAAGAAUACCCUACCAUCCGCGCCACGAAAGACAGCGUCCAUACACUCCUAAAAGGACCUCCAAAAACCACAGCAAACGGGACAAUCAUGAAAUUUGAUACCACUACUUCCCAACCGCUGCAGCAGCCACACACUGAUCCUCUAGUGGUUACUCUCAAGAUCGGGCAAAUGAAAGUCAAGAGGGUACUGGUAAACACCGGAAGCACGGCUGAUCUUAUAACGAUGGAAUGCCUAAGAAAAAUGAAGUUUGAAGAAAAGCACUUACAACCCCUCGAUAAACCCUUGAUCGGGUUUGGGGGAAAUCAGUUGAAGAUCAGUUACUCGAGCUAUCGGGUUUGCAUCGAUUCAGUGUUGGUUGAAGUUCGAGUCGAGUGUCAAUCGGUCUCGGGUUGUCAUCGUUUACCCAUUUUCGAUUGUCAAUCAGUUCGGGUGCAAUUCGGUUGUAGUGAUGUUAGUUCAAUAAACCUCAAAAAGAAGCAAAUUUUCGGAUCGGAUAACUUUCGGUUUCGAUUCGGGUUUUCAGAAUUAGGUCCUAAUGUACGCCAUGAUAUAUUCACAGAAAUGUUAAGUAACCCAAAUUACGGUAAUGAGUACUUGGAUGAAAGAGAAGCUCUAGAUGCAGUGAUUAGAGAUGGUAAUCCAUCUCAAGAUUGGCUUAGAAUUGAUGAGAGUCGAUCCAGCGUUUAA